Messenger RNA from Coregonus sp. 'balchen', 18520 nucleotides. The record is from the annotation of a GenBank genome assembly. Lineage: Eukaryota; Metazoa; Chordata; Actinopteri; Salmoniformes; Salmonidae.
UGUGAGAAGUGGAGACCGGGUAGGAAAGAGAGGGUGGUUGGUUUGGAGGUAAGGUAUGGCAUGUGAUGCUGAAGUGUGAAGGACCAACAUAUCCUGGACAGCUCUGUUUACUGUAUCUGUUCUUCCAGAGUCUGGGUAUAUCUGGACAUACACACACUACAUGCCCAGAGCAAGAGGAACAACAGCCCGGAUCCAGCACCAGGUACCUGUAUCAGUGUAAAUUAAGAGUGUUUAUUGAUUUAGUUUUGUUUUGGGUGAUUUAUCUGUUACUGGGGGAAAAUGCAAAUUCUGCACCUGCUGCAAAAUCCGAAAUGUACCUUUAAAUGUAACUCUUUGUGUUCUUACUUGUGUUCCAAACCUUCUUUGUUGUGUUCUUCUGUUGUUCUCUGACACAACUCUUCUCCCCAAGCUAAAUCUUAAGAUGUUACAGAACAAGCUGCCACAAUUUCUCACAGUUAGUGGUUGUGUUUCUGUCUUUGUGCUACCUACCACAGUGUAAAACCAUGCCUCGUCUUUGUGUCUCAAUGCUGCUCUGGGUCGUCCUGCUGGGUCUCCUCUCUCUAAUAGGUAAGUCAGCCUGUUAGCACUCCACACUGCAGUGGAGGCUGCUGAGGGGAGGACGGCUCAUAGUAACGGCUGGAAUGGCGUCAAUGGAAUGGUAUCAAACACAUCAAAGACGUGGUUUCCAUGUUGUUGAUACCAUUCCAUUGACUCAAUUCCAGCCAUUAUUAUGAGCCGUCCUCCCCUCAGCAGCCUCCACUGCCACACUGGUGAAUAGAGGUGAGAGACUGAGCCUGUGUCAUUUUCAUCAGUGAUAAUGGAAGGCAUCCAAAAGGUCCCAGUGAGGACAAGACAUCUCUUCAACGUCAUUUUAACCUACAGUAAAUAGAAAUAGAAGAUGUAAGAUGCGCUUCAGAUGACAGAAUUUUGAAUCAAAUAUUGGGGCAGAAUGUUAUGAGAUAUUUGAAAAUGUUUAAAUAUCAGAAGUGUAUUUUUUGACAUCUGACACUAAGUGUAGAGACAAAGUAUUGUCUCUCAAGGCCCACAGGCCUAUAUAUAUAUAUAUAUAUAGAGAGAGAGAUUUCAAUUGAAUGCCAGCUGCUACUGCCUAUACAUACAUACAGAGCCUUGCAAAAGUAUUCAUUCCCCUUCGCGUUUUUCCAAUUUUGUUGCCUUACAACCUGUAAUUUAAAUGGAUUUUUAUUUCAUGUAAUGGACAUACACAAAAUAGUCCAAUUUGGUGAAGUGGAAUGAAAAAAAUUAUACAAAAUAAAUAACAGAAAAGUGGUGCGUGCAUAUGUAUUCACCCCCUUUGCUAUGAAGCCCCUGAAUAAGAUCUGGUGCAACCAAUUACCUUCAGAAGUCACAUAAUUAGUUAAAUAAAGUCCACCUGUGUGCAAUCUAAGUGUCACAUGAUCUGUCACAUGAUCUCAGUAUAUAUACACCUGUUCUGAAAGGCCCCAGAGUCUGCAACAUCACUAAGCAAGGGGCACCAUGAAAACCAAGGAGCUCUACAAACAGGUCAGGGACAAAGUUGUGGAGAAGUACAGAUCAGGGUUGGGUUAUAAAAAAAAUAUCAGAAACUUUGAACAUCCCACGGAGCACCAUUAAAUCCAUUAUAAAAAAAAUGGAAAGAAUAUGGCACCACAACAAACCUGCCGAGAGAGGGCCGCCCACCAAAACUCCAGGCAAGGCAAGGAGGGCAUUAAUCAGAGAGGCAACAGAGACCAAAGAUAACCCUGAAGGAGCUGCAAAACUCCACAGUGGAGAUUGGAGUAUCUGUCCAUAGGACCACUUUAAGCCAUACACGCCACAGAGCUGGGCUUUACUGAAGAGUGGCCAGAAAAAAGCCAUUGCUUAAAGAAAAAAAUAAGCAAACACAUUUGGUGUUCGCCAAAAGGCAUGUGAGAGACUCCCCAAACAUAUGGAAGAAGGUACUCUGGUCAGAUGAGAUGUCUGGCGCAAACCCAACACCUCUCAUCACCCCGAGAACACCAUCCCCACAGUGAAGCAUGGUGGUGGCAGCAUCAUGCUGUGGGGAUGUUUUUCAUCGGCAUGGACUGGGAAACUGGUCAGAAUUGAAGGAAUGAUGGAUGGCGCUAAAUACAGGGAAAUUCUUGAGGGAAACCUAUUUCAGUCUUCCAGAGAUUUGAGACUGGGACGGAGGUUCACCUUCCUGCAGGACAAUGACCCUAAGCAUACUGCUAAAGCAACACUCAAGUGGUUUAAGGGGAAACAUUUAAACGUCUUGGAAUGGCCUAGUCAAAGCCCAGACCUCAAUCCAAUUGAGAAUCUGUGGUAUGACUUAAAGAUUGCUGUACACCAGUGGAACCCAUCCAACUUGAAGGAGCUGGAGCAGUUUUGCCUUGAAGAAUGGUCAAAAAUCCCAGUGGCUAGAUGCGCCAAGCUUAUAGAGACAUACCCCAAGAGACUUGCAGCUGUAAAUGCAGCAAAAGGUGGCUCUACAAAGUAUUGACUUUGGGGGGGGGGGGGAUAGUUAAUAGUUAUGCACGCUCAAGUCUUCAGUUUUUUUGUCUUAUUUCUUGUUUGUUUCACAAUAAAACAUAUUUUGCAUCUUCAAAGUGGUAGGCAUGUUGUGUAAAUCAAAUUAUACAAACCCCCCAAAAAUCUAUUUUAAUUCCAGGUUGUAAGGCAACAAAAUAGGAAAAAUGCCAAGGGGGGUGAAUACUUUCGCAAGCCACUGUAUUUUGUGCAUAAGCGUAGUAUUGGAUUGUGACUUUGUACUUGGAUGAAACCCAUGGGGCUGCGCACAAUUGGCCCAGCGUCGUCGGGGGAGGGAAUGGCCAGCAGGGAUGUAGCUCAGUUGGUAGAGCAUGGCGUUUGCAACGCCAGGGUUGUGGGUUCGAUUCCCAUGGAGAGCCAGUAUGAAAAAGAAAAAAAAGAAUGUAUGCACUCACUAACUGUAAGUCGCUCUGGAUAAGAGCGUCUACUAAAAUGUAAAUGUAAAGUGGUGGUGGUGGCCUCCUUUCUUCAAUUCAUCUCCCCAAUAUCUCUGUGGGCUGAUGUGAAAUAACUUUUAAAAGAGGAAAGGUCACUACCUCUUUACUGGCUUCUCGGCUUUGUGUACUGUAGAUGGAUAAGAGGAGAUAUGGAGAGGAAUCCACUUUGCACUAUUGAGACACUCCCCAUUAAUGUGAGUUAAAUCUGAAUGAGACUGUUAUUGCCCUGCUGUUGUCUCUUACUGCAGUCUGGAGCAACUCUCAGAAACCGUCAACUGGAACUAAUUACCUUGGAGAUGCAGCCAGACAGUCAGUUUGUUUCUCUGGAGGAAAUGUUAUCCAUUAGUUCACUAGGAAUGUAACCUUCUGACUAACUACUGUGACAUUACAACAGCCAGUACAGUCAACAACAAAAAAUAAAAGACAGAUAUUGAUUAUAGUGUUUUUACUUGGUUCUGUCUCAAUGCAUCAAAUAUGAAGUUUAGUCCUCAGCAUACAUUGGGGAGAACAAGUAUUUGAUACACUGCCGAUUUUGCAGGUUUUCCUACUUACAAAGCAUGUAGAGGUCUGUAAUUUUUAUCAUAGGUACACUUCAACUGUGAUUAAUUUACAUUUUAUUGCAUGACAUAAGUAUUUGAUCACCUACCAACCAGUAAGAAUUCCGGCUCUCACAGACCUGUUAGUUUUUCUUUAAGAAGCCCUCCUGUUCUCCACUCAUUACCUGUAUUAACUGCACCUGUUUGAAUUCGUUACCUGUAUAAAAGACACCUGUCCACACACUCAAUCAAACAGACUCCAACCUCUCCACAAUGGCCAAGACCAGAGAGCUGUGUAAGGACAUCAGGGAUAAAAUUGUAGACCUGCACAAGGCUGGGAUGGGCUACAGGACAAUAGGCAAGCAGCUUGGUGAGAAGGCAACAACUGUUGGCGCAAUUAUUAGAAAAUGGAAGAAGUUCAAGAUGACGGUCAAUCACCCUCGGUCUGGGGCUCUAUGCAAGAUCUCACCUCGUGGGGCAUCAAUGAUCAUGAGGAAGGUGAGGGAUCAGCCCAGAACUACACGGCAGGACCUGGUCAAUGACCUGAAGAGAGCUGGGACCACAGUCUCAAAGAAAACCAUUAGUAACACACUACGCCGUCAUGGAUUAAAAUCCUGCAGCGCACGCAAGGUCCCCCUGCUCAAGCCAGCGCAUGUCCAGGCCCGUCUGAAGUUUGCCAAUGACCAUCUGGAUGAUCCAGAGGAGGAAUGGGAGAAGGUCAUGUGGUCUGAUGAGACAAAAAUAUAGCUUUUUGGUCUAAACUCCACUCGCCGUGUUUGGAGGAAGAAGAAGGAUGAGUACAACCCCAAGAAUACCAUCCCAACCGUGAAGCAGGGAGGUGGAAACAUCAUUCUUUGGGGAUGCUUUUCUGCAAAGGGGACAGGACGACUGCACCGUAUUGAGGGGAGGAUGGAUGGGGCCAUGUAUCGCGAGAUCUUGGCCAACAACCUCCUUCCCUCAGUAAGAGGGGUCGUGGCUGGGUCUUCCAGCAUGACAACAACCCAAAACACACAGCCAGGGCAACUAAGGUGUGGCUCCAUAAGAAGCAUCUCAAGGUCCUGGAGUGGCCUAGCCAGUCUCCAGACCUGAACCAAUAGAGAAUCUUUGGAGGGAGCUGAAAGUCCGAAACCUGAAGGAUCUGGAAAAGGUCUGUAUGGAGGAGUGGGCCAAAAUCCCUGCUGCAGUGUGUGCAAACCUGGUCAAGACCUACAGGAAACAUAUGAUCUCUGUAAUUGCAAACAAAGGUUUCUGUACCAAAUAUUAAGUUCUGCUUUUCUGAUGUAUCAAAUACUUAUGUCAUGCAAUAAAAUGCAAAUUAAUUACUUAAAAAUCAUACAAUGUGAAUUUCUGGAUUUUUGUUUUAGAUUCCAUCUCUCACAGUUGAAGUGUACCUAUGAUAAAAAUUACAGACCUCUACAUGCUUUGUAAGUAGGAAAACCUGCAAAAUCGGCAGUGUAUCAAAUACUUGUUCUCCCCACUGUAUCUCUUUACAUUGUUUAUAGUCAGACAUUUCUCUGUAAACUUGGAUUUUAUUGUGGAAUAUAAGGAGAAAGUUUUGAAGGUUUUUCUUUCAAAUUAAACGGAUGUCCUCCCAUGAUAUAAUGUUGGUAACAUUUCUUCAACAAUACACCACAAUACUGUAUAUUUAAUUGAAUAGAGCUUCUUCCGGCUUGCCUUGCCUACACAAUGCAUGUGCAGUAUUGGCUAUUCAGAGACAUACAGCAGUGCCUGCGUGGUGGCAUUGUUGCAAUAGCAGUGUGUGUACUGCCCAUGUAUUACUUAGCCCAUGGGGUUGCUGCAGGUUGUAAGCAACAACAACAAAACACCUUUAUAACAGGAAAGAACAGAAUGUGUUCUUACUCUGUGGUGGCGAUGCAAUAGAGCCUUUGUCACAACAUCACUCCGAGAUAUUUGAUUGAGUGGAAAUUACGUUGUUUUGAUGAAAAACAUCUGGUUGCGGUUUAUGGAGGUCAGAGUCAUAGUUCAUUUCCUUCUUUUGCUCUUUUGUUUUCUCUCUCCCUUUUUCAUUUUCAUUGAGACGGUAGAAGUAUUACACUGUGUGCCUACCAUGCUUAGCUCUCUCUCUGUUGACCAAGCUGAGCGUUUACCUUUCCCCUCCCCUAUGUAUCCUAUCAGACCUGGGUUCAAAUACUAUUUGAGAUUUUUAGCGUUUGCUUCAGUCUGCCUGGAGUGCCAGAUGGGCGGGGUUUGUAAUUUUCAGUCUAUUCUAUUGGUUCUAUUGUGCCAGGCAAACUCAACCAAUCCCAGAGAAAGUAUGUUGAAAUUACUUUGAAUAGCAUUUGAACCCAGUUUUGUGUUUCUCUACUGGCCUUUACUUACCUCUUCAUUGUUCUGCCGCGACCUUCCUCUCCUCUGAGGAUAUUUAAUAAAGGCUGUGAAUGUCAGAGCAGUCCAGGGCCAGGCGCAGCGCAUGGCACUUAGCAGUCAGCCGCUCCAUAUCCUCUUCAUCGCCUGUCUUCCACCUCACUGCCUCUGUCUCCCUCCCUCUGUCUGCUAACCUGCUGCUGCCUGCCCAGCGUGUUGGCCAUAUUGGGCAAUGUCAGAGAGAGUGAGACACAAAGAUGGAGGGAGAGAGGGGUGGUGGGAGAAUUUAGAGGGGGAGAAAAAAAAAACACUCCUCAAUCCUAGUGAGAAAGAGAGAGUGGUCCAUCAAAACACACUUUAAUACUGGGAACACUAGACUAAUUCACUUUCUCUGUUUUGUCAAUACUGAGAACACUGGCUAGACUAAUUCACUUGAUCUCUGUUUUGUCACAAGUCACCCAUCAACAGAGCUGUGUGAGUCACCAUGAAGACCCAUAGGGUUCCUUCAGUUCUGUCCGCUGGUCUGAAUAAUUCCUGUGUCUUUUCUCCCUCUAACUCAGGGGCUGAGGAGACAGCAGGAGAAGGCAAAGGUGAGUGUGUUUUACUGGGAGACUGGGUAACCAGGUGUUAGCAAGAUGGAGUUGGAUUCAAUCAAACCAACCCUAGCAAUGUUGAUUCAAUAUUUUUAGUUGUGCAACUAUAGCUUGAAGACAUACACUGAGUGGACAAAACAUUAGCAACAACUGCUCUUUUCAUGACAGGCUGACCUGGUGAAUCCAGGUGAAAGCUAUGAUCCCUUAUUGAUGUCACCUGUUAAAUUCACUUAAAUCAGUGUAGAUGAAAGGGAGGAGACAGGUUAAAUAAGGAUUUUUAAGUCUUGAGACAAUUGAGACAUGGAUGGCUUGUGUAUGUGUGCCAUUCAAAGGGUGAAUGGGCAAGACAAAAUAUUUAAGUGCCUUUGAAUGGGGUAUGGUAGUAGGUGCCAGGCGCACCGGUUUUAGUUGGUCAAGAACUGCAACUUUGCUGGGUUUUUCACUCUCAACAGUAUUAAGAAUGGUUCACCGCUCAAAGGACAUCCAGCCAACUUGACACAACUGUGGGAAGCAUUGGCGUCAACAUGGGCCAGCAUCCCUGUGGAACACUUUUGACACCUUGUGGGGGGGUGCAACUCAAUAUUAGGGAGGUGUUCUUAAUGUUUUGUACACUCAGUGUAUGUACACACACACAGCAAGAGACAAGGAGAGAGAGAGGUCAGAGGGACAGACGUAAGAGAAGACGUCAUUGGGGCCUCCACAUCAUAUCCCCAUAGCUUCCUAUAGUUUCUCACUAACAUGGUUGUUAUGUUUGAGUUGGGAGCUGUGGAGUGUUGUUGUCCUAGCCUGCUAUCCCAGCGUGGCCCUGGCCCUCUCUCCCACCACCCCACAGUGAGAGGCCUAUCUCUGGGCCUAGGGGACGUCCGGAGCCCCUCGCACCAGACUGGUCUUUAAUCAACCAUAAGUCUGAGAUGCUCAACGGGAGCUUUGGUUUCAAUUCGAAGACAAGCCGUUUUUUACAAGGUAUUUUAUUGACUUUGGUUAAAGGAAUGCGGCUUAAGCUCAGGUUGUAGUGAAGGGGUGACAGAGGUAAACACUGAGAAAUUAACGAGGCUGUUAUGGUUGGUGUAGCAGGGAGGAAGGCUGGGAAGUGGGAGAAUUGCAAAGGUUCCGUACAGUGGUUCUAUCACUGUCACAAACACACAUGUAUAAUCAAUGAAUACAGCUUGUGUAUUGAUUGUGUAUUGAUUAUGUAUUACACUGAAAAUAAUGUAUGUAGUAAACAGCUAUCAAUCCAUGUCAAGUUGUGUCAUGUGUGUCCAGUCUUAGUGAAGUGCAGUAUCAUUCACUCAGCCUCUGAUUGGUUCCCUUAUGACAUCCUCUUCUCGUGCUCUCAUUGGUUCCCAGCAGCAGAUGUGGGGCGUGAGAAGCGCAGCAUGCCCAACUGGGCUCUGACCUCCUCUGACUUCUUCGGCUGGGUGGAGGCUCUGCGCGAGCAAGCUGGUUAUGAGAAGAUUGAAGACCUGUCCAGAACCUUCUGGGCUCACUUCCCCUCCGCCAGCCGCCUGGGCUAUGAGCUGUCCGACCCUGACGAGGAGUGAGGAACCGGAACCACAACAACAGCAUAUAUAAAAACUGGUACAGGAUCAGUUUCGCCUUUUAAAUCAAAAUGAAUAAGAGUGUAUGGACAGGGGGUACCUGAGCCUAGAUCUGGGGCCAUAUCAAGCGUCUCAGAAUGGGAAUGCUGAUCUAGGAUCAGGCCCCCCUGUCCAUGUAAUCUAAUUAAUUGUGAUCUAAAAUGAAAAACGGAUCCUAGAUCAGCACUCCUACUCUGAGACACUUUAUGAUUACGGGACCAGAACUAGAACCAACAUCUCUCUACUGCAUGCAAGUAGUGUAAAUUGUAUAUAGAGGCCUACUCUAUGUCCUCAGAGGACCCUGGAAAAGACAUGUAUUGACAAUCACCAAAGAGGAGAAAGGGAGGGGGUGGAGCCUCUGCAUGGAGGUCAUGUGAUGCUCAGUACUGUACGUGUGAUAGACAGAGAACACACGUUGACACCAGAUCAGGUCUCUCAUACACUUGACUUUGCCUUGUGUUGUGUCCAUGGACAAUACAUUUGUAUGCGUUCUGUGUGUGAAACUGCCUUGCUUACAACCCAAUUAAACUCUCCCAGGAACCUGGAGCUGUAAUUCUUGUGAAUAGUCUGUUUCUUUAAACUUGUCUUGAACAGCCGUUGCAUGCAAAGCUCUCCUCCCAAAAGAUGUCCUUGGCACAGAAGUUAAAGUUGUUAAACAAUUGAUUAAUGGAAAUGUACAAUCGUGCAGCAGCUAUCAACAUGUUUGUCAGAAUCCUGGCUUGCUUGAAACUACUACUCAGGGCAAGUUUCCUGAACACAGAUUUAGCUUAUUCUUGGACUAAAAAGCACUUGCUUAAUCCGUGUAAUCGACCCUUUGCAAAUCCACAUAUCAGAGAUGUCUGUAACUGUAACUAUUGAGCGAUUCAAAGAGCAGUGAUAUGGAAGUGUUUGAAUUCUCCAAGAAUUAAGUUUUGUCCUCUUCGUAUCUGUGUGUUCUUUCGCCUGGCAUGCAGCAACUGCAUGUCAUGCUGGCUGAGAGAGAUCAGAGAGAGGCAAUGAAUAGGGCAUGCUGUGUAGUGGCCUGCGGUGGCAGGGAAUAGGGCAUGCUGUGUAGUGGCGUGCGGGGUGAUCACUCAACAUGGGGGGAAACUUUACCAUUAACACACACUUUAAAGAAGAAGCCCUCCCCCGGUUGCCAUGGUGACAGAGGCGAUAGGAUAGGUGGAUGUAGAGUUGUUAUAAGGAUGGUGUCAGGUCAAGAUGGUGUAAAGUGUGUAUCAUCCUCAUAGCUAUAGAUACACUGUACACCUAAACACUUUUCUACGGCUGCCGGUUCUAAGAAAUCGCACACCAAAUGAACAUUGAGAUGCUGUGUGUUAUGUAGAAAUCUCCUGAAGCGUGACCUUUCUCCUAUUUCUCUGAAUCUACCCAGCUUAAGUGUUAUUUAUUCCCCCAGUGUUUUACCCCUGUGUGUGUGAGAGAGUGAAAGAGCGCUUGUCGCCCCUCUCUCUCUGUGACUUCUCUUUGACCCCUGUUUCACUGCAGAGGCCAGCCCUGAGCUGAGUGCAGGUGUUCCGUCCUCUCACAGGAGCACAGUCAGGAAUGCAGACUGAGAUUUCACUAUCAGGGUACAUGCCAGGCAGGCAAACCAUUCAAACCCCAAGGUUAAGGUGUGUUCCAUCCCAGUCUAUAAUGCUAAUCACAGGGGGAAUCUCACCUAUGUGUGUGCCUUACAGACAGAGGGGUCUAUCGUGUGACUCUCAUGCAAGUCACAGCAGCUGAGUUCUCUGUUUGUCUUGAGGAAGAGUCAGUCUGCACGCUGACAGAUGUUUGCCAAAUAGUCUGUCGGUUGGUGAAGCAGUGGCUCCCUGAAAGCCUAAUCGACCAUUAACUGAACAUCGCCCGCUCAAGGAUGGCUUGCUUUAAAGCGCAGAGAAAUACUUUCAUUCAUUUAAUCUUGGCCUAGUAAAUAGAAUAAGCCAAUUUACUAACAUGGGAAAGACCAAUAUUAUGAUCCCAUAAACAACAAUAUAUAUAUACAAACAACAGAUUGGUAGCCAAUUAGUGUGUAUUACAAACAUAUGGUAGAUAUUGUGGUCAUACGCUUUGCUGGAGGGAUUUUUUCUUGUGAACAAUUGUAUUUAAUAUUUCAAUAAAUAUUGGGAGGUGAGGCCUAGAGGUGAGUCUUGUUCUGUUUUUAAGUUGAGUUGUGUGUUUUCUAUUUGCUGUCGAUAUAUUGUCUGUACACCAUAAUAAGAAAUAGACAAGUAGCUGUUCCAUCGCUCCUAGGGACAAGGACAAAGUUGUUUUGUCCAUAAUCUGGAAUAGACACGAACACAUUUUCACAAUGCCACACUAACAAAGACAGCAUUCCUUGAUUUGCAACCUGCAGAGUGGAUCAAUGAGGUAUUCAUCACAACAAGAAGAGAGCACAUUGUUGCCUUGCCUCCUGCCCACAUCAGCACUGAAGAGAAAGAUUACUGAUGGUAAGAUAUCCAACAUAUUGAUUUAACUUAUAAUGCCUUUAACACCUCUCCUACCUUCAGUUCAGAGAGUGGACAAGGACGAGGUUGCAGUAUGUCUUAAACAUAGUGUCAUCUUGGUUGAGAGGAAUCUCUCAAAACAUGACUGAGGGUGCAUCUCAAAUGGCACCGUAUUCCCUUUAUAGUCCUGUGGGACCUGGGCAAAAGUAGGGAAAUAUAUACACUACCAGUCAAAAGUUUGGACACACCUACUCAUUCAAGGGUUUUCCUUUAUUUGUACUAUUUUAUACAUUGUAGAGUAAUUGUGAAGACAUCAAAACUAUGAAAUAAAACAUAUGGAAUCAUGUAGUAAACAAAAACGUGUGAAAUCAAAAUAUAUUUUAUAUUUGAGAUUCUUCAAAUAGCUACCCUUGAUGACAGCUUUGCACACUCUUGGCAUUAUCUCAACCAGCUUCAUGAGGUAGUCACCUGGAAUGCAUUUCAAUUAACAGGUGUGCCUUCUUAAAAGUUAAUUUGUGGAAUUUCUUCCCUCCUUAAUGCGUUUGAGCCAAUCAGUUGUGUUGUGACAAGGUAGGGGGGUAUACAGAAGAUAGCCCUAUUUGGUAAAAGACCAAGUCCAUAUUAUGGCAAGAACAGCUCAAAUAAGUAAAGAGAAACUUUAAGACAUGAAGGUCAGUCAAUACAGACAAUUUCAAGAACUUUGAAAGUUUCUUCAAGUGAGGUCGCAAAAACCAUUAAGUGCUAUGAUGAAACUGGCUCUCAUGAGGACCACCACAGGAAUGGAAGACCCAGAGUUACCUCUGCUGCAGAGGAUAAGUUCAUUAGUUACCAGCCUCAGAAAUUGCCGCCCAAAUAAAUGCUUCACUCAGUUCAAGUCACAGACACAUCUCAACAUCAACUGUUCAGAGGAGACUGCGUGAAUCAGGCCUUCAUGGUCGAAUUGCUGCAAAUAAACCACUACUAAAGGACACCAAUAAGAAGAAGAGACCUGCUUGGGCCAAGAAACACGAGCAAUGGACAGUAGACCGGUAGAAAUGUGUUGUUUGGUCUGGAGUCCAAAUUGGAGAUUUUUGGUUCCAACCGCCGUAUCUUUGUGAGACGCGGUGUGGGUGAACGGAUGAUCUACGCAUGUGUGGUUCCCACCAUAAAGCAUGAAGGAGGAGGUGUUAUGGCAUGGGGGUGCUUUGCUGGUGACACUGUCUGUCGUUUAUUUAGAAUUCUUAACCAGCAUGGCUACCACAGCAUUCUGCAGCGAUACGCCAUCCCAUCUGGUUUGCGCUUAGUGGGACUAUCAUUUGUUUUUCAACAGGACAAUGACUCAACACACCUUCAGGCUGUGUAAGGACUAUUUUACCAAGAAGGAGAGUGAUGGAGUGCUGCAUCAGAUGACCUGGCCUCCAUAAUCCCCCGACCUCAACCCAAUUGAAAUGGUUUGGGAUGAGUUGGACUGCAGAGUGAAGGAAAAGCAGCCAACAAGUGCUCAGCAUAUGUGGGAACUCCUUCAAGACUGUUGUAAAAGCAUUCCAGGUGAAGCGGGUUGAGAGAAUGCCAAGAGUGUGCAAAGCUGCCAUCAAGGCAAAGGGUGGCUACUUAGAAGAAUCUCAAAUAUAAAAUAUAUUUUGAUUUGUUUAACACUUUUUUGGUUACUACAUGAUUCCAUAUGUGUUAUUUCAUAGUUUUGAUGUCUUCACUAUUAUUCUACAAUGUAGAAAAUAGUAAAAGUAAAGAAAAACCAUGGAAUGAGUAGGUGUGUCCAAACUUUUGACUGGUACUGUAUAUAUGUAAAAUAUAAAGAGAAAAGGAUAAGAAUUUGGAUAAUUUAAAAUCACACCUCUCUACUGCCCCCUACCUGUGUAAAGAGGACUGGUCUCCAUGAUCUUGGGGCUCAGACACACUUCAAAGUAAAGUAAGGAAAUUAAAUUAAAUUCAAACGGUUUUUUUUCUUCUCUGUGGGGAUGUGUUUUUUCCUGUUCAGAAACAUCUGUCCUUCCCUUGAGAUAUUUUGCUCUUUCUGCAUGGAAUCAUGCCCCAGGGGAAAACGUCCUUGAGUGGUGUUCCAUAAAUAUGGCCCCAGAUUUGUUGAUUGCAGCAGUAUGAUGCUAUUUGUUAAGUUACUACGUGGUCUGAAAAAAGCACACAGGAAAAUUAUAAUUUACUGCUGAAUAUGUGGAGGAAAUAUGAUACGGUUUUCUGUGUUGUUGUUGUUUCAAUGACAUCAUUGAUCAGGCUGAACAGUUGUUUGACAGUUACCAUUUUCCGCUUUCUGUGUAAAGACAUUCGACAGAAAAACAUCAACAUAUCUCAGUAAGAGAAAGCACAGUAUCUUAGCCUUGCACUGCUGUACAUGUAGCAAUGCUCGGUCACACUUUUAUUUGGAUAGUCCAAAUAGUCCAUCUGUAGAUGCUAUACAGAUGGUCAUACUAUCAACAAACUGCUUGCUAAGGUUACGGUUAGGGUUAGGUUUAGAAUAAGGGUUAGGGUAAGGGCUAAGGUUAGGGCUAGGGUUAGAGUAAGUGUUAAGUUUAGGGUUAGGAUAAGGUUAUGGUUAUGGUUAGUAGAUAAUUAGUUUAAGUGUUACUGAUAGCUUGUAGAUAGAGCAUCUACAGAAGGACUACAGACUAUCUAAAUAAAGUGUUACCCAUCCAACGAACAUAUCACCCACACAUUCAACUUUAGAGAGAAUGACCGAGGGCUUCUGUUUGGCUGGGCCUUCCUUUUAUGACAUUCCUGAACCGGCACAAGCAGGUUUUCCUCCAGGAAGGAAUGUUUGUUCUUUGGCCCUGUGGGGAGACUCCUGCUUCCACUUCUCCUGAUUCUCCUCCCGCCUCUUCUUCCCACUGCUUCCCGAGACUCAGAGAGACGUCUGGAACAGAGACGGAGACCAUGGCUUUCCACAACCUCUGUCUGCAGGUUCUACUGCUAAUUGCCUUCCUCUCCUACUGCGCUCACUCAGGUAAAACCCUUCCGUCAUUCAUAUUGUACAUUUGUGAUUGAGUGUACUCACUGACCCAUCACAUUUAUACUGUCAAUUUGCAGGUUGAUGCAUUCAAAUGUCAUAGUAUGUUGCCACGUGACAAAAUUGUUACAGAGAAUAGAGAUUUGGAAAAGGGCGCCUGCACGCCUGUCUCGAUAUAUUUUCCCCUCUCACUCUGUUUCGAAAUUGCUGAGUUUAACCGAGACUUGAUUUUUUUCUUCUUCUCGAGGACAGUGUGACAUCUGAUUUUGAAAGUGUUCAGUGGCUAUUCUAUCCGCCCUGUAGCCACCAUCUUGGAUGCUCUGUGGGAGGCUUAGAUUUUUUGAAGUACACUGGGAGAAAGAAUAAUGGUUAAGAGAGAGAGGGAGAAAGAAGGAGAGGUAAACCAAGAGAAUAGCGGGAGGGAGAGUAAAAAAAAAGGGAGGAGAGAGAUUGAAGUAUUUGUGCGUGGGGAACAAAAGGCAGUCAAACCUAACCACAGCUCCUGGAGGGAGGAUUUCACACCCUCACGUCACAUUGUUUGCCUGUGAAUAUCACCGUCCUACCAUCUACUGUCUGCUAGCUAGAGGAAUAAGGUCUCAACUCUCUACCUCUCUAACCGGUCCUCUAAUAUCAAACCAGACUACAUUUAAAGAACUACAUUUAUACAGCACAUCCAUUAACCCUUUACACUCGAGGGAAUGGGCCUAUAUGGAUAUGGCUAAAUUGAAAUGUUUCUUACAAAAUAAAUAUGAAAAUCAUUUGCAUAACCAUGGUAACAAUUGAAAGGGAACAGUUUGGAGAUUAUGGGAAAAUUAUUAGACCAAAGUUGAGGACACAACAGUUAACAAGACUGAAUCCAAACAUUACACUGUUGAUUUUAUAUUCAUUUUAUAUUUACUGUACUUUUUGCCGCAUUUGUUGAUAACGAAAUCCGAAAAUACUCUGGAUAUGUUCAGUAACAUGAUAAUAAUAUUUCUGGAGAAUGUGGGGUAGGUGCAACAUAAGACAAAACAAUUAUAAGGAUUUGAGUGAGAAGUCUGAUUGGUGUCUCCAAGUGGCCACACACCUCUCCAAAGUGUGCACAGUUCCUAAGUAAUUUCAAUGCACUUUUAUGACUCAAAGAUGAGUCUUCAACUAUAAGGAACUUUUUUUUUAGCUCUCCUAGCUGUGCCAUAGAGUAACUAGAGCAAGCACACUUGUAGUUGUUUUGUUUGGAACAUGGCCCUGCAUCCCCGCCAUCACACAAUUACUGUUGUUUACGCAAUCCAAAAACGGUCCAUUAUAAAUCGUAAUCUGGGUCAGGUGGGCACAGAAAGGAGUCAAGAGUGCAUUCAGGAGGGUGUGCCAUGGCAAAUGUUCUUCACAAUAAACAAACACAGGCUCAUUCUGUUCAGAACAACCCAGGGUAUGACGAUAUGUCAUAUUGUAACUGUACAUCAAACAUACUGAUCAUAAACGUUGACACUGCAUAUGACAUGAGUUUUAUGAUGUGGAGAUGUGAAGUGCACAUUUGGACUCACGGGUGAUUGACUUGGUUGUACGACAUCAGAGCGGUAUUUAUUAUAAUCCUCAACGUCUCAUCUUUCAAAAUACAUUGAGUCAUCUUAAUUUACAGCAUUUCCCUCACUCAGACAACAAAACAAGUUGCCCAAUUAGCAGGUGGGAUGGGGGCAACUUCUUAUCUUGCGCGGUGCCCAAGUUCCUGAACGGCUGUCAUCAAAACCCAUACAGAGCUGUGAAUUAUUUGAGAAGCUUGCAGUUUGUAUUCAUCUUGCAUAGUAAUGGUUGAAAAAUAGAAAUACCAGUGCCAGAAUUCCAUUGUUGUUCAACGGACCUUCUAAUGUGUUGUUUAGGUUGCCCUGGUAAUACUUUGAUAACUGGAGUGUUUUUCAAGUAUUGGUAUGGUGAAUGGGUAUGAAGGGAUGGAUAAAACCUUUUUUAUAUAAACAUUAUUUUUACAACUGUUUUUAUAUACUCACCAAGGUUUCUAUAUACUGCAUAGGUUUGACUUCUAUCACUUAAUUGGAGAAUUGUAACACUUAAAUGUAAUAAAACAGAGCUGCUUCCGUAUUAGAUUUCUUAUUUACUCUUUACUUGAACUCUCUCUCUCUGUCAUAGGUCAUAAUAAUGAUAUACACUGAGUGUACAAAACAUUAGGAACACCUGCUCUUUCCAUGACAUAGAGUAGACUGACCUGGUGAAUCCAGGUGAAAGCUAUGAUCCCUUAUUGAUGUCACUUGUUAAAUCCACUUCAAUCAGUGUAGAUGAAAGGGAGUAGACAGGUUAAAGAAGGAUUUUUAAGCCUUGAGACAGUUGAGACAUGGAUUGUGUAUGUGUGCCAUUCAGAGAGUGAAUGGGCAAGACAAAAUAUUUAAGUGCCUUUUGAACGGGGUAUGGUAGUAGGUGCUAGGCGCACCGGUUUGAGUGUGUCAAGAACUACAGCGCUGCUGGGUUUUUCACACGUAACAGUUUCCCGUGUGUAUCAAGAAUGCUGCACCACCCAAAGAACAUCCAGCCAACUUGACACAAUGUGGGAAGCAUUGGAGUCAACAUGGGCCAGCAUCCCUGUGGAACACUUUCGACACCUUGUAGAGUCCAUGCCCCGACGAAUUGAGGCUGUUCUGAGGGAAAAAGGGGGUGCAACUCAAUACAAAUAUUUUGUACACUCAGUAAUGAUAUAACAGUUGAUUCAAAGUGAGGUAAUGUUUAGAUCAAGUACAAUAUAUCUGAUUUGUCUUUAUUUAACCUCUUGUGUCUGUGCGUCUCCAACAGAUGGCACAAGGGAGAGCAGGCUCCACAGACUACUGAAGAAAAGAGGUGGCAAUAUGGAUUAUGGCUGUUUUUCAUGAGAAACAUCUCACAGCUGAGACUACACACACUGACUACACUGAGCCACAGUACAUCCACAUGUCUGCGUCAUAAAUGUCAGGAAAACAAUUCACCUUUCAUAAAUAACUUUAUCGACAAAUCUACCUCAGGCGGUAAACUUUUCACACUUGUCUAUCUUUGAAUAGCCCUGUCAAAUUCAGACAGACCUCCAUGGCAUGCAAAACAUACAGUCCUCUGUGGGAUGAAUGCCUGGAUUGAUAAGUGACAGUUUCAGAUGAUGAUGGCUUUAUGAGUCUUAUUAAUAAUAAAAAGCACCCAUUGAUAUUUAUAGAGUGUCGCUAAUGCAGCCUUAGGCUCCUCUCCUGUCUCUCCUGGCUGCUGCUGCUCGGUCAGAACCACUCUAUCUCUGUCACUGACAGCUCCCCUGCUCCCUACACACUUCCCCUGCCUCCAACACUGCUGUAGACAAACAGGUGUGGUUAUUGACUGCUUUACAUCCGCACCUUGACCCUUAACCUCUCCUACCUGUAUUUCCUUAGUGGGCGGAGACACGAAGCCUGUGGAGGUGGGGGUGGCGGUGGCCCCCUCCAAGGCCAAAGAGUUCCUGACCUCCCUACGGAGGCCCAAGAGGAACAUCUGGGACCGCAGCAGGCCAGAUGUGCAGCAGUGGAUCAUGCAGUUCAUGCACAUGGGUUAUGACGAGGCGGUAGGUGCACUGCACACUGUACCCUUCACAAUACACUACACUCUGCACACACAGAUGCUUUACCCAUUGGUCAGUAAAACAUUCCUACAGUCCUUAUGGUAAUCCGGUCUAGUAAACUACAAAUGCAUCGUAUACUAUUAUGUUUUAUAAACUGGGUGGUUCAAGCCCUGAAUGCUGAUUGGCUGACAGCCGUCGUAUCAGACUCAUACCACGGGUAUGACAAAAAAUGUAUUUUUAUUGCUCUAAUUACGUUGGUAACCAGUUUAUAUAAGCAAUCACGUCAUGGGUUUGUGGUAUAUGGCCAAUAUACCAUGGCUAAGGGCUGUAUCCAGGCACUCCGCGUUGCGUCGUGCGUAAGAACAGCCCUUAGCCGUGGUAUAUUGGCCAUAUACCAGACCCCCUCAUGCCUUAUUGCUUAAAUAUACAAUUCCAUUUAACAUUACAAAUAACUGACUUACAGGAAGAAUGUACAGCAUAGUACAAGCACAUCCCUGUUAUGCUACUAGUUAUGUUCUUUUAAUCUAAUCUGAAUGGUUUUCCUUUAACAUCGUUAUAGAAAUUCUGACAAUUUUUCCAUCAUUGUAUAAGUGACAUGGUGGCAUUUACAGGAAUGAUAGGUCAACAUACGAAUAGGUCAGUCUUUGUGUUUGCUUCAGUCUCAUAUAGGCUGUACAGAGACAUGGCUUCCUUUCUACAGCAAUAUCUUAGCAACACAAUGCAACCACUCUCCACUGUCCAGACAGCUCUAUUAUAAGGUGUGUGUUGAUAUUUUUAUGACGAGGUUGUGUGAUUGGGUUAAUGUCGGUGUCUGUGACACCUGUCUCCUAGCGGGCUCAGCAGCUGCCCCCUGUGUGUGUGUGGUGUGUGUGUGUGUGUGUGUGUGUGUGUGUGUGUGUGUGGUGUGUGUGUGUGUGUGUGGUGUGUGUCAGCUCCAGCUCAUCCCAGCUCCAACAUCAGUCGAUGAGGGACCGUAAUAUUUCUCUCACAUCUGCGGCCAUCGUCCAACAGCGGCAGACCUGUCCAAACUGUCUCGCCACAUAAAGCCCCCUGCCUCCAGAAAUGCCUCAUGGAAAACGUGUCGGUUAAUUAGUCAAGAGAAACGUGAGGUUGCCCUCUAAUGCCAGUCAUGCUAUAACUCAGACGCACCAUCCCUUCCAAGACCUCAUCUAUGCAAACAUGUUUACACUACUUUAGGUUGAUUUCCCGCUGGGUUCAUACAUUAUAUAUAUUUUUUAAAUGGACUGAAUGUACUGCAAGUCACUUUGGAUCAAAGCAUCUGCUAUUACGAUAUUAUUUCAUUGCAUCUCCAGUUGUCCUUGAGAUGGGUCUCUCCUACUGCAGCUGUCACACAAAUACACACACUGUCUCUUCUAACACCUUGUCUAUUCACUGUCAUUCAAACAAGUUCACGAGUCUUCUAGCUUGAAAUCAUUAUGGAUUUAUCUCUUGUUGUCCAUCCAUCCCACAGAGGCUUGAGACUGACCUGUCCUACUGGAUGGACCUGUCCCGGUCAUCAGACCAAGGUCACCAGCACCAUUAUGACGAGAAUGCCCCCAUCGGGCCCCAGGACCCCGGUUCCUACAGACAUGGCGCCAACGUCAAUUAUGACUACUAU